Molecule: messenger RNA, 1872 nt
Organism: Phytophthora sojae
Lineage: Eukaryota; Oomycota; Peronosporomycetes; Peronosporales; Peronosporaceae
Exons: 2
Source: RefSeq, a predicted model, not a curated record
AUGCGAGACUUGGCGCUCGCUCCAGCUAACGCAUGCUGCGAUGAAAGUAUUCGAGCGUGGUCAGAGGCAGAAGAAGGGACUUUACUUGCUUAUACAAGCGGUAUGUUGGAACUUCCUCAUCCUCCAAACUUCAUCAAGGAGAUUCUGGUCAGCGAACAUCGUGCUCUGCCGGAAGACUUUCAUGAGGCACACAUGAAUUAUACGCUGACGACCAACCUCCCACCCUACGUUAACCUACCCAGGAACGCGCCGCAUCGAUUUAUUUACGACGGCAGCCACACGCUCAGCUUUGUGUUCUACUCCAAGCGUGCAGCUCAAAGCUGGGUGAAGAAAGUCUUACGCUUCCAGCGUGCCGUGAUUUCACUCCAUGACACGGUGCGCCGACCCCAGGAUGAAGGAACGGGUAGCUUUUCGCCGGCACUGCUGGAGUUGCAGUAUGCACUAUAUGUCCAUGGAGCUGGAGCGCUGGGUCUUGCCGCACUGGCACGAGCGAUGUCGCAGUUUGCAGGAACUAAAGUCCUCGAUGUUGAAUAUCCACGGUCGCAGAAAACGGAUAUCUAUGACAACAGAUUCCACAAAGUCAUUUUUGCUCAAGCCAAGUGUCCUGACGCUCUGAUGGGGGUCACACGGGUUGACUUAAACGGAACGAUGAUAACUCUCCAUCACUUCCAAGCCAAUUUACGAUUUCCGUGCACGCGAUGCUUCAAUGCAAGACACAGUGCUAAAAUGUGCAAGGUCCCUGGUCGUCUACUCGCCAAGACGCAAGCUCGGUGUUCGCGAGUGUACAAGGGUGAGGUGACUAAGGUUACACCGGCAGGAGACUCGGCGUACCGGGUGAACUCAGUUACGGAGCUCCUCGCUCUUUUCACGGCACAGCAAGACGAGUUGGCGCAAAAUGGCUCGGCCUUAUUGGAACGUACGGAGGUGGUGACAACGGCGAACGACACUAGUUCUAUCGCGCCCAGUGCCUCCAGUCCAGCGUUGACUACACCAGCUGACGUGCGACUGGAUGCAGCUUCAUCGCUCACUGCUCGCGACGAUGGCUUCGCUGUAAAGAGGUCGAAGAAGGAUCAACGCGCAGUAAAGAAGACGGAGCAGACGUCUCACUCGACGCAGUCUGCGGCUAAGAACGCUAAGAUCUCGGCAGCGGUCGGAGCUAAGACCUCCAAAUCCAGCACAAAACAAAAGCCAAGUGCGAAGGCCAAAUCACGCACGAAGCAAGCUACCGGAUUUGCGGCUUUUCAACGUGCGGAGGCGCUCGGUCAAUAUGGCCCAUUAGCCGAUGAUGAUAGUGAUGAGGACGACAAUGCACUUGAAGAGCUAGGUGUGCUGUCAAGGAAUGCGAAUGUGAACGCGAUGCUUCUUCGUAACAUGAACAUGCGAGAUAGACUGGAUAUUGUGCUUGCCCGACUCGGGUUUCCCACGCUGUCGACAGCUGAGCUAGAUGAGCGCGAGCUGGAAGCAACAAUGACAACUGAAGAAAUGAUUAUUCAUGAAGCCUACGGAGUGGAUGGUUACGCAAGCGGCUCUCAAUCGUCGAGCGCAAAGGUAGAAGGUGCCACGCAGCUCCCGUCUCGGAGCCCGCGGAUCGCCUCGGGCAAAGUAGUUGAAGAUGUGUACAUUCGCUUACUACGCGCGAUCAGCACAGAUGCUAUUCGAGAGGAAGACCGCCCUCAGUGCGAGUUAAUGCAGGCUGCGAAUCAGGAGGCGUUUAGUAGAUGGGUGUCGCUUUACCGAGAGUCGUUGGGAAUCCCGAUGAUGAAGCGAACUCAGACAAAGGUGGAUUUUCUCCGUCCUUGGCUCCUGAACAACUGCACCGUGCUCAGGCAUUUGUUUGCUUUCUUGCCGUAUCCUGAAUUAGAGGUGAAAACA